GUCCUGACCGGCAGCCUCUCUUUCAGGUAUGGGUCCUACAUGAUCUGGAAAGAGCUGGGGGGCUUCUCGAAGGAGGCUGUGGUUCCCCUGGGCCUCUACGCUGGGCAGCUGGCUCUGAACUGGGCAUGGCCUCCCCUCUUCUUCGGUGCCCGACAAAUGGGUUGGGCCCUGGUGGACCUCCUGCUGAUGGGUGGAGUGGCGGCAGCCACGGCCGUGGCCUGGCACCAGGUGAGCCCACCGGCCGCCUGCCUGCUCUACCCGUACCUGGCCUGGCUGGCCUUUGCGGCCACGCUCAACUACUGCGUCUGGCGGAGCAACCAAGACCACAGCCGUGGCCGUCGGCUCUCGGAGUGAAGGCGCCCCGCCCUCCGAGGACUGCAGCCGCUGCGGGUCAGGCGCUGCUGGUGGUGGCGGCCUCCGGGCUCUCCUGGCCGCCAGGCUGCCUGUGUGUCUGGUCUCAGCCCAGGGGUCACCAGCAGUUUCAGAGGUGCUGCAGGCCGAGCCCCCACCCCAGAAACAGUGUCCUGCGCUUUCUGCACUGCUCGAAGCUCGCUCUCAGAAUGUGGAAUUUUAUAAGCCAAAUAAAGUUUUUAAACCUC
Messenger RNA from Physeter macrocephalus (sperm whale), 599 nucleotides. RefSeq names its product translocator protein (gene TSPO). Gene Ontology annotation, molecular function: cholesterol binding. NCBI's taxonomy places the organism in Eukaryota, Metazoa, Chordata, Mammalia, Artiodactyla, Physeteridae. Gene Ontology annotation, cellular component: endoplasmic reticulum; membrane. Bases 40 to 354 code for a protein of 104 amino acids. The record is from RefSeq and is a predicted model, not a curated record. The transcript has 2 exons.